Messenger RNA from Paralichthys olivaceus (Japanese flounder), 2547 nucleotides. Lineage: Eukaryota; Metazoa; Chordata; Actinopteri; Pleuronectiformes; Paralichthyidae. The record is from RefSeq and is a predicted model, not a curated record.
AUUUUUUCUUUAGAUGUGUGUGGAUGUUGUUUAAAAUAAGAAGAAGUCUUCAUUCAUGCCAGCUUGCUCCAAGAUGAGAGGAGAUGGGAGAAAGCACAUGCUGUACUGGUGAUCAAGUUUGAAUGGAUUCCUGCACACGGGAAAAUAAGGGCAGAUACUCCCACAGUAGUCAGAGGAAAGUAGGAGAGACGGUGGCGCUAAUGCCUCGAUGACCGGGUUCCCAGCCGUGAUUAAACACCAGAAGAAAGAAGGAGCACCAGCAGAAGAAGAAACAGAAGAAGAGAUGAAGUGUUUCCUACAACAGAGUUGGAUACGAAAACCAUCGAGUUGGAAACAAGAGAAAUAACACACCUGCACCAAUGUGCCGUAGCAUUCUGCUUUUUGCUAGCUUACUGGAUAGGUCCGAACAAAGCUAGCUAGCUAGCAUCCUGUCACUUAGCUUGGCCAAUUCAUUUGAUCAGCGAUCGAGGAGAGACUGGUCCGCUGAAGAAGAAGACCAGUAUCCGCACUGGCUCCCUGUGUCUGUCCCUGAUGUUGGACUGCAGAACUAACAUAACUGUUGUUUAACAUUAAACACCAUCCCAGCAGGUCCAAUGUCUGUCAUGGCGUCAGAGGUCAGCAUGCAGGAGAUGAGUGAGGUGGUGAUUGUCACCAUACCAGAAAGUGUGGCAGAGGACCUCCCCUCUGUCGUGGAGGAGGAUAAAGCAGUGCUGGUGACUGCACAGCUGAGCCCUCAGCCAGGGGAGGAGGUCCUCACAGUAGCACCAGUGGAGGCAGAGGCUGAGGCCAGCACAUCAGAUGCACUGUCAAAGGAGGAGGCAGUCAUAGUGAAGUUAACUGAAGAGGUAGAUGUGGAAGCUGAUAUCUUCUACCCAAUCACCUGCGGAGACGCCAAAGCCACGCUGGUCUGGAAGAAGUUUGUCUGCCCGGGGAUCAAUGUGAAAUGUGUCCAGUUCAACGAGCAGCUCAUCAGCCCAAAGGAGUUUGUGUGUUUAGCAGGGAAAUCCACUCUGAAGGAUUGGAAGAGAGCCAUCCGCCUCAACGGCACCAUGCUCAGGAAGAUCAUGGACUCAGGUGAACUGGACUUCUACCAGCAUACAAAGGUCUGUUCCAACACCUGCCGCAGCACUAAGAUAGACCUGGUGGGAACAAAAGUGUCCAUCAGCAGCGAUCAAUCAGUUGACCUGGUCUCUGCCACCCCCUCAUCAGCUGACUUAAAUGGAACACUAGCCUCGUUUCCUGAAGUGACAGAGGAAACAUCGGAGUGGGUCACAGCCAUCGGAGAGGACUCUGUGGUGUUCUGGCGUUCUGUGAAGGAGGCAGGACUGCUGGAGGAGGUGGUGGAGGACUUUCAGAAGGAGCUGCAGGAGGUGCUUAAAGGACUUCAGGAGAGAGUGUGUGACCCACCACUACAAGUCAAAGAUGCAGUUUUGCUCAACAAUAUCGUGCAGAACUUUGGGAUGUUGGACCUGGUGAAGAAGGUUCUGGCCAGUCAUAAGAGCCAGAUGGACCGUUACAGAGAACAGUACACUCGCAGCCUUGCUGCUCUGGAGCAGCAGUGUGAUGAGCACAGGAAGCGAGCCAAGGAGCUGAAGAGUAAAUCCCAGCACCUCAACAACGUCCUGAUGACCCUCACCCCAGUCCCUUCAACCCCGCCACCCAAGCGUCCCCGGCUGACCCGCACCGUCUCCGGCCCGGCCAAGGUCAGCGCUGCUCCUACCCAAAUCACUCUGCCUUUCAACCAGCUUACUGGCCUGCCACUGGGCAAGGUUCUGACCAUGGCAGGAGGCCCAGCCGGCACCAACCUAGGUGGGUACACUCUGCUGACCUCCACGCUUUCUGGGUCAGAGCUGGUGAGCGACUCCUCUAACUUGACUGUGCUGUCCACGACGGCGGGUCAGGAGGGCGCAGCCGGCGCCAGCGGCUCCGCGGCCUCCACGGCCUUCGUUAAGAUGGUUGGCCCUCAGUUCCAGCUGGUGACGCUGCCGGCUACUCUGCAGAGCUUGGCACCCUCACAGAACGUGGCCAUCCAACAGCAGGUCAGCAGCAUCAGUGUGGUGGACGCCACAGCAACCAUUGAUGAUUCACAAGAGGAAGCCCCGGCUGAUGGUGAUGACGAAGGUCAGCCAGAGCAGGUUAAAGAAGAAAAUGUGGAGCAGGUGGUUGAACAGCAAUGAGACGAAGGAUGGCUCUUCUCUCCCCCGUCUCCCAAUGACCCUCAUUUCAUCAUUUGGAUUGAAUGUGCAUUUCCUGUGAUGUUUGAGGAACCAGUUUAUCUUUUACAGAUCCUUGUGUGUUCAUUCGUCAUUUCACACAACACGUAAGCCUUCCUUUAAGAUGCCCUUCACAUUUCAAGAUACCCACAUUUCUGUUUUGCAUCUGGUAGUGAGGUGGGAGUAUGUUGAAUGUGAUUUUACUGUAAAUAUGUUUUUGUACCUAAUAUAUUUGAUACAGUUGUAUGAAUUUGUUUCAUGUAGGCUGUAAAAGGAGCAUUGUUCAGUUUAAUAAAUGCUCAAUUUUUGAGGAAAAAGUGUCCAUUAUUACACA